AUGCCCAGCCCGUACGUCCUCUCUAGCUUGUUAGAGAGCUUCCUCGCUUCCCUACAAGCAGCGCUUAGCGUCCUCCUUACACUCCUAUAUGGUGUCAUCUCUAGCUACCUGGGCUGGCUCUCCUCGGAUACGGCGAAAGAGGUGGCACAGCUGUGUAUCGAGAUCUUCCAGCCUGCACUAAUCAUUACCGAGAUUGGGCAGAACAUUGCGCAAGAGGGUAGUUCCGUCUUCAGGCUGUGGCCGAUCGUUGCAUGGGCCGUCGCCUACCCUGUCAUCUCACUCCUUCUCACAUACCCACUGCUACAUCCUCUUCAGCUCCCACGCUGGUCCCUCCUCGCCGCAGCGUUCAAUAACACUACCGCCCUCCCACUGCUGCUCAUCGAGUCCCUCGCCACCACAGGCAUCCUUGAGCUCAUAGUACCCGACGCUCAGAAGGCGAAACGCACUGCGACGACAUACCUCUUGUUGAAUGCGAUGGUGAAUAAUGUUUUGACUUUUGCGGUGGGGAAGCCGUUGUUGGUCGAGAAGGGGUGGGAGGAGAGUGUGAUGCAAGCGGAGGACGUGUCGCAACGACUGGAGACGGUCAUCGAGGAUAUCGAGGCCGAGGCCGAGGCAGAAGACGCUUCCAGAGGGUAUGAAGAGGAAAGCGACCCGAGGGAUGGGGAGGCGAGCCCUCUUCUCCAAAAAAGUGGGACAACAGCAGGCCGCAUUGAAAGCGCACUGUGGACCACUCGGGGGUUCGCUCGCCUUCCACCCCCAGUUCAGAAAGCGCUCGUGGCAGGAAAGGAACUAUUCAGUCCGCCGCUCAUCGGUACGAUCUUGGCCGUAGCGAUCGGGCUCACGCCUGCACUGAGGACUGCGUUCUUCGCAGUUCCGAAGGAGGGAGGGGUACUGAGGGCCUGGGUCACCUCGAGCUUGGAAGACAUCGGACGCCUGUAUAGCUCGCUUCAAAUGUUUGUUGUCGGCAGCAAGCUGUACGAAUCUAGCAGCACGCUCACCGAUUCCUCUCAGAAGGAAGGCAAGCCCUCCUCCUGGCCAUUGGCGUACAUCCUCUUCCUCCGCUUUCUGCUCAUUCCGGGGCUCUCGAUCGGUCUCAUCUACUCCCUCGCUACGAGAACUACGAUCCUGGGCACGGAACCGCUGCUCUGGUUCGUGCUGAUGCUCGUUCCAGCCGGACCAAGCGCGAUCAACAUCUCGAGCAUAGCGGAAGUCGCGGGUGCAGGGGAGGAGACCGUACAGCAGAUCGCGAGGUUUUUGACUUUGGAGUAUGCGAUAUCGCCGUUGGUGUGCCUUGCGGUCGUGGGGUCAUUGCAGGCAGCGGCAGCAGCGAAGGCGAUAGUAGAGCAAUAA
Messenger RNA from Dacryopinax primogenitus, 1350 nucleotides. RefSeq lists its product as uncharacterized. The coding region runs from base 1 to 1350 and encodes 449 amino acids. Gene Ontology annotation, cellular component: membrane; endoplasmic reticulum. Gene Ontology annotation, biological process: transmembrane transport. NCBI's taxonomy places the organism in Eukaryota, Fungi, Basidiomycota, Dacrymycetes, Dacrymycetales, Dacrymycetaceae. The record is from RefSeq and is a predicted model, not a curated record. The transcript has 7 exons.